AUGGGUUUGCUAGGUGACUUAUCGCCUGGGGGAAGUAUUGCCAUCGGCGUCAUUGUCGGGGUCAUUUCUACCAGUCUCCAAGCGAUCGGACUCACCCUUCAGCGAAAAUCCCAUUUACUAGAAGACGAAAAGGCGCCAUAUGAGAUUCGCAGACCUCCAUAUAAGCGACGAAGAUGGCAGCUGGGCAUGUUAAUGUUUGUCGUUGCGAAUAUUGUUGGGAGCACUAUACAACUUACGACGUUACCACUACCGGUUCUUUCAACGCUACAAGCUUCCGGCCUGGUCUUUAAUACAAUAUCCGCGACGCUCAUUCUUGGAGAAACAUUUACAAAAUAUUCCUUAGUUGGUACAGUGCUCGUAUGCAUUGGUGCGGUUUUAAUAGCCACGUUUGGCGCGAUCGGUGAAGCGGCGCAUAGCCUCGACGAACUCUUAGAGUUGCUUGAUCAACGGCCAUUCAUUGUAUGGAUGGUCAUGACCGGGUUGGUGGUUUUACUCGUCCUCUUCAGUACGCGCAUCAUCAAGACCAUUUCGACACCAGGCAACUCCAAAAUCUUUCGCUCCAUACACUUAUCUCGCUCUUUAAUAUCCCCACACCAAGCGAAGUUCUACCGCGGGUUAGCAUUCGGAUUUUCCAGCGGAGUCCUGUCGGCUCACACGCUGCUGCUGGCCAAGUCAGCGGUUGAGCUACUUGUCCGCACGAUCGUUGAUCAUGUGAAUCAAUUCAAUCGAUGGCAGUCCUGGAUGAUUCUGAUCGGGCUGGUCCUUCUCGCCCUAACCCAAUUGUACUAUAUGCAUCUUGGCUUGAAACUUUGUAGCACUAGCGUUCUUUACCCUUUUGUUUUUUGCAUCUACAACAUUGUCGCGAUUUUGGAUGGGUUGAUUUAUUUCCGCCAGGCGUCGCAACUUACGGGACUACAUGCUGGUCUCAUCGCGCUUGGCACUGUUGUUUUGUUGGCGGGUGUUUUGUGUCUUUCCUGGCGACUCGAGGCGAGUGACAGUCACCCGAGUCUUGCUUUGCCGAACACGGCGCAGACGCCUUUGGGAGCUGGAAUGGGCAUUGUGGAAGAAUUCGCCGAACCUGAAGAAGAUGAAGAGUUGAUGGUUGGUGAACGGCAACCUCUUUUGUCAAAAGCGACCGACACUUCGCAUCAACGUGCACCAAGUCUACCUUUGGUGCCCACAUAUCGAUAUCAUUCUCAUACCGUUGACGCCCAUACACUCAAUAAUGAAUCCGCGCAGAUAUGGGCAGAACUCGAUGAUUCUGAGAAUGAAGAAACUGGCCGUCGGCGGACAUCGAUAGAAUCUCCGUCAAGCUCAACAACGCGAAAGAGGAUUUUGCGGUACCCUCAUAGGCGGACAUUCUCAGUACAUACUUCUGAGACUCGAGGGCAGAGACGGCCAUCGCUAGGGGAUAAUGAGAGUCACCCCUAUUUCCGCAUAUCCAAGACCAGGGAUGGGAACCAACAAGCCGAUGCUCCGUCGGCAUUGUCGCGUUGGAGCCCGCGGCGGUUGCAGUAUCAACGGGGGUAUGCUGGCUCUUCAAGACGCACCUCAGCUCCGGUAUCGUUGGGUAAGGAGCCGGGCUUCGGUAGCACGCGGAGUCCGAUUCGAGAUACUAACGACGAAAUUACGCGAAAUUACGGAACAGCCUCACAAAACGAGCAGACUGUUGAAAAUAACCAUGAAGAUCCGAAUACAGACAUAACUAUCAGCGCCGGUUGGAGGCGAGGCUUGGGAUUAGUACAACGCUGGAUGGGGAGGAUACUGUGGCCUGAAAGGAAUCGGCGAGACUCGACGCAUUCUCCUGUAUGA
Talaromyces marneffei is the source of this 1812-nucleotide messenger RNA. RefSeq lists its product as uncharacterized. Gene Ontology annotation, cellular component: membrane. The transcript is spliced from 3 exons. The record is from RefSeq and is a predicted model, not a curated record. Gene Ontology annotation, biological process: magnesium ion transport. Lineage: Eukaryota; Fungi; Ascomycota; Eurotiomycetes; Eurotiales; Trichocomaceae. Bases 1 to 1812 code for a protein of 603 amino acids. Gene Ontology annotation, molecular function: magnesium ion transmembrane transporter activity.